Messenger RNA from Lotus japonicus, 1745 nucleotides. Its product is annotated as cell wall integrity transcriptional regulator CAS5-like. Bases 179 to 913 code for a protein of 244 amino acids. The transcript has 3 exons. NCBI's taxonomy places the organism in Eukaryota, Viridiplantae, Streptophyta, Magnoliopsida, Fabales, Fabaceae. The record is from RefSeq and is a predicted model, not a curated record.
UUCAAAUUGUUGAAAUCCGUCGCCAAAAGCUAUUAGCACGGAAACUCAUUAUUCAUUCGUGUGAUUUCAAUUCACAUCUCUAUUCUCUUUGCACUGCAUCUUCUUCUUCAUCUUCAUCCAUUUUCAACUCAAAAUCCAAUAAGCUCUAACAUUGAAUUUGGGUGUCAAAUUUACAGGAAUGCUUAGUAAACGCCAGUUACCAUCAUGGAUGAUGCAGAAGGUUGAUGCAAGCCAUGUGAAUAAAUCUGAAAAUGUUGCUGAAACUAAUUGUUCUAAGGAAAAUGGAGACAUCGUUAUAGAAAAUGUGACGAAGAAAGAUCAGAAGAAGGAAACUUCGAGGAGUAAGUCAAACUUAAAUGCGAGGCGUGAAGUUAAGAGAAGAAGAAAUUUAGACCAACAGGAUGGAAGUGAUGAUAAUGUUACUCAAAAGAAAAAGAAGAGAAAAGGCAAUAGGUCUAGGGAUAGAGUUUUAAGAUCUUCGAAAAAGAAGGACCAAAAUUUAGAGGAUCUUAGCCAUGGUAAUGAUGAUGAUGAUGUAUAUCGAGUUCAAGUAUCUGAUGAUGAUGACAUGGAGCUCACAGUUGAAGAUUUAGUGGCUAUAGCAGAACAGUAUGUCAAAGAUCAUGAGAGCAAGGAGAGGCAAGAAGCAUCUAAACAGUGUGAAUCAAAUUGGCAAUUUUCAGCCUCAACUGAAACAGGAACUACACGUGGUGCCCUUUGUGAGAAUGAAAGAUCAUCUAGUUCUGAAGGGGAAGGUUUAUAUAAUUCUGCUCCAACAACUGGCGAGUUAAUUGCUACAAGCUCAUCCUACACAGAUCAUCCUGCUCUGGACAUGUUGGACGUGUUCUUAGGUCCAUUGUUUAGGACAACCCUUGAGAAGGAGAAGAGCAAAUCUACUCAAGAAAGUUUAUAGAGAUAACCCAUGAGUUCACGAGGCAACAUCAAGAUGAACUUGUUUGAGAAGAAAGGGCCCCUUUAUAAAGAAAAGAAAACUUUGAAAGACAAGGUGGCAUUGUUUCUUGGCUGAGAUAUGUAGAUUAAACAACACAAAUAUACAUCUCAUGACAAGGCAAUGAAUCAGAAUCAUUGCACUGACACAAAGUAAUAACUUCACUUUGACAACUGCAGUCUCGCCCUAGUUGGUCAAAAUUCCUCAGUGAUAAUGUUGAUGCAGGUGUAUUUAGUUCCUUAUAGAUCAAAUUCUGGUACGAAAAAACUAAAUGCCAAUCACCCCAUUGUCAGGGGAGUGGGGAGGCUUGAGAGAGCUCAUCUUUACACAACGGUGCAGAAUAUAUGAUUGACAUAUCAUAAAGUAAAAGGUUAUUAGAGGCUGCUACUAUGAAGAUUCCAUGGUGCAUUAUGAUCACAUCAUCUAUAGAAGUCAGGCAAGCAACGUAAUUAGCAUGAGCUCUCGUAUCUCCUUGAACUGUAGAGCAUUUGGAUUUAAUAUUGAUGAUGAAUGAGAGAAGAUAAUAAAGUAAAUUGCAAUGAUUAUAGAAUAUGGAUGUUUAUGUAGAUUAGGUUGUUUAUCAUGUAGGCUUCAUGGUUGUUUUUUUUAAAUCUUGCCCAUACCUUGAUAAUUUGAUAUUAAGUUCAGGGUUAUGGUCUGAGAAAGGAGGGGAUGCCUUAUGGUAGUUGCUGUCUGUAUUGUCCUUUGGUGCCUUUGGUUGUAGAAAAAUGCUUGUGUCUCUUAAGGGGAAAUCUUUGUACACAGAACUGAUUUAAUAGCCUUUUUAUAUGGUUCA